This is a messenger RNA of Pseudonaja textilis, 2488 nucleotides long. The record is from RefSeq and is a predicted model, not a curated record. Lineage: Eukaryota; Metazoa; Chordata; Lepidosauria; Squamata; Elapidae.
GGGGCUGACCUACCUUAUCUCGGCCUGUUAUAAAUAGCCUGGCGCAUGGCGAGAAGGAUGGGCCCUCUUGAAGAGUGAUCCGGGAAGGCAACAGGAGGCCCAGAAACCCCCAGGCUGGUCGGGGCGUCGCAGGAACCAUUUGAGGAGCGAGCCAAAGUUCAAAAGGGGGCCAGAGGGACACGUCUGACGGCACAUUUUCCCAGUCGGAACAAGCGGACGCCAGGAUGACCAAGAAGGCAGGAAAGAGCCUGAAAGAAAAAGUGACCCUGAAGAACCACCUGCUGAAGGAAGCCCUGGCGGAACUCCUGGGGACCCUCAUCUUGGUUGCCCUGGGCUGUGGCUGCGUGGCGCAAGCCGUCCUGAGCAGGGGGACCAUGGGAGGAGCAGCCACAAUCUCCGUUGGCUUCUCCAUGGCUGUCACCCUCGGCGUCUACGUGGCAGGAGGCAUUUCCGGUGGUCACAUCAAUCCAGCCGUCUCCUUCGCCAUGUGCUUGACUGGGAAGAUGAAAUGGGCCAAACUCCCUGUUUAUGUCCUGGCACAAUAUCUGGGUGCCUUUCUUGGAUCUGCAGUGGUCUUUGGCAUCAACUAUGAUGCGCUCAUCGUCUACACGGGUGGCUCCUUUACCGUCAGAGGGCCCAAUGCCACAGCGCACAUAUUUGCAACGUAUCCUCAGGAAUAUUUGUCCCUGGCUAAUGGCUUCGCAGACCAGAUGAUGUCCACGGCCUUCCUUAUCCUGGGGGUCUUUGCCAUCCUCGACACGGACAACUUGGGGGUCCCGAAGGGGCUGGAGCCCAUCGCCAUUGGCCUCCUCAUCAUACUGCUGACCUCUUCCAUGGCCCUGAACAGCGGCUGCGCCAUGAACCCCGCCCGAGACCUGGGCCCCCGCCUCUUCACCUACCUGGCGGGAUGGGGGUCUGAAGUCUUCACGGCGGAGCAGGGCUGCCUGAUUGAGCCCCACCAGGAGGAGGCGCUCCAGCAGUGUCCCUUCAAUGCCUCCCUCCCGCUGGUGAUGAUCAUCCACGGGUGGUCGGUGGACAGGCGACUCGAAGGCUGGAUUUGGAAACUGGCCGAAGAGCUCAAAAUCCAACUGCCUCACAGCAACGUCGUCAUCACCGACUGGCUCUCUCUAGCGCAUGCACAUUACCCCGUUGCAGUGCAGAAUACGCGCGACAUCGGCCGAGAGAUCGCUCGCUUCCUGGAGUGGCUGGAGGAAACCGUGCAGUUUCACCGGAGCAAUGCUCACCUGGUGGGGUACAGCCUGGGCGCCCACGUAGCCGGUUUUGCCGGCAGCUCCAUGAGAGGCAAUGGGAAGAUUGGCAGGAUCACCGGCCUGGACCCGGCCGGCCCCCUCUUCGAAGGCAUGUCCCCCACCGACCGGCUCUCCCCAGACGACGCUGACUUUGUGGAUGCCAUCCACACCUUCACCCAGCAGCACAUGGGCCUCAGCGUCGGCAUCAAGCAGCCUGUGGCGCACUUCGACUUCUACCCCAACGGGGGGACGUUCCAGCCGGGCUGCCACAUCAUGCAUGUCUACAACCACAUCGUGCAGUACGGAAUCACCGGGCUGACCCAGACGGUGAAGUGUGCCCACGAGCGGUCGGUCCACCUCUUCAUCGACUCCCUGCGGUACGGCCAGAAGCAGAUGACCGGCUAUUCUUGCAAGAACAUGCAGAUGUUUGACAAGGGACGCUGCCUUGACUGCCGGGGCCACCGGUGCAACACCUUGGGCUACCACAUUCGGAAGGCCCGGGUCCCUGGCAGCCAGAGGUUCUUCCUGAAGACCCAGCCUCAGAUGCCCUUCAAAGUUUAUCACUAUCAAUUUAAAAUCCAUUUCAUCCACGAAUUCCAAGAACCACGAAUUGAUCCAACGUUCACUAUCUCGCUGACUGGCAACAAAGAUGACGUGGAAAAUCUCUCCAUCACUUUAAUCAAAGGCAUCACUCAGAAUAAAACCUACACUUUUCUGGUUCCUCUGGAUGUUGAUAUUGGAGAGCUGAUGAUGAUCAAACUGAAAUGGGAAGGAACGGCCAUCUGGGAAAACAUUUGGGACACUGUCCAAACCAUCAUCCCUUGGAGAAAGGGGGACCGUCGGCCAGGACUCAUCGUGACCUCCAUUCGAGUCAAGGCAGGAGAAACUCAGCAGAAAAUGACGUUCUGUUCUCAGCGUGUGGAUAAUUUGCACCUCUAUCCAGGUCAUGAGAAAAUGUUUGUGAGAUGUGAAGUCAGUUCCCAAAAGCUGAAAUGAGAGUAUGGGUGAUAAGCAAACGUUUGAAAAAGCUAGUCUGGAGGGGAGACGUCUCAGCUUUUACCCUUUGCUUAGAAAAAGAAAAAAGGAACACUUUUUUGGUAAAAACACAACAAUCUGAAACCUAAAAAAAGUGAUCUAUCAGGAUGUAUUGUAAAUUGUAUACAUUCAAGACCAGAUUGAGUAAACAAAUAAAAAGUGAAUUAAAAACAAACUAAAUCUGCCUUGUGCAGGGCAAUUAA